Messenger RNA from Aedes aegypti (yellow fever mosquito), 552 nucleotides. RefSeq lists its product as uncharacterized. Gene Ontology annotation, biological process: transcription initiation at RNA polymerase III promoter; transcription by RNA polymerase II. NCBI's taxonomy places the organism in Eukaryota, Metazoa, Arthropoda, Insecta, Diptera, Culicidae. Gene Ontology annotation, cellular component: nucleus. The transcript has 2 exons. Bases 147 to 470 code for a protein of 107 amino acids. The record is from RefSeq and is a predicted model, not a curated record.
UUACGCUUAAUACAAUGUUUAUUGAAAAAUCUCAGAUCAAAAGCAAGCAGAGGACGGACGAAUAAUUUGAACGAAAAUGUUUCUUGUGUAGAAUAAGCUGCAUUCUGCUUUAAAACAUUAGCAAACUGAAUAAAACAUAACGCAGAAUGGCUGAUAGCGGCUGUCGCGUUUCCAAAACGGAAUUAAGUGCACUGCUGAAAGAACAACGUCAAUUGAAGGCGACCGAAACGAGGCUCAAAUCAAUGAUUGAUAAAAUUAACAGCCAUCUGAAUCAACUUUUGGUGGAAGAGCUGCAACUCAAAUCGAGAGAACUGGACCAUCAAUAUCCAACAAGCAGUGGGGCGGUUGACAAAACAGGAAUCAAAACGGAAUCUAUUCCUUCCGAUCAAAUUAACCAACAGGAACUGAACCUGAAUAUUCAACACACUAAACUAAUGAAGUCUCUGGAGGAAAGUGAAGAGGAUGAGUGAUUUUCUCCGAUAAUGCAUUUCAACGACUGAUAACGAUUAAGUUUUCAUUGAAUCUAUACAAAUAUAUAAACCUAAGCUUUUA